GCUUUAUUUUGUUUCAGCCACUGUUACCUAAGUGCACGUGAUCGCCUAAUCCAAUUUUGGCAGAACUUAUAUCCUGAUAGAACCACAGUCUGUUGAACACACUUAGUCUCCAUGGCAAAAUAGUUACUCUGAACCAAGCAUAAAACACCCAGGACUCCGGGUCGGGGAGAAGGUAUAAAUAGCCAUCGGCAUCGAGGUUCUGCUCCAUUUGAGAAGCGGAAGCAACCAGAACACAGUUCCCAGGCUGACUGGCUUCUCAGCUCCAACAUAGGGAUUGAACUGGGACAUUGACUAGGACCCUCUGCUCAUAACUUUGAAGAGACCCGUGAAAGAGGCAGUGAGGGAAGUUUUUUCCAGUCCUGUGCCAUCCUUCCCCAACAUGUGCACCGGGGGGUGUGCCAAGUGCCUGGGGGGCACCCUCAUUCUGCUUUCCAUGAUUGCCUUCCUGGCUAACAUCCUUUUGUUUUUCCCUGGAGGAAAAGAGAUAGACAACAUCAAUCACCUUUCUGAAGAGGUCUGGUUUUUCGGAGGAAUAUUAGGAAGUGGGUUCUUGAUGCUCCUUCCUGCUAACUUGUUCUUGGACCUGAAGUACAAUGACUGCUGUGGGUGCUGUGGCAACGAGAGGUGUGGGAAGAGAUUUGCGAUGUUCUCCUCCAUAAUAUUUGCUGGGAUUGGAUUCUUGGGUGCUGGGUACUCAUUUGUCAUCUCACUCAUCUCAGUCAGGCGUGGUCCUAAAUGUCUCAUGGAUAAUAACGAGUGGGGCUACCCCUUCCAUGACGGGGAUUACCUCAAUGAUGAAGCCUUAUGGAGCAAGUGCCACAAGCCCGAAAACGUGGUGUCCUGGAAUCUGACCCUCUUCUCCGUCCUGCUCAUCAUAGCAGUGUUCCAGAUGCUUCUUUGCACCAUCCAGGUGGUUAACGGCCUCCUGGGGACCCUGUGUGGAGACUGCUGCAGGGGAUAUAGAAGAGUUUAAACCACUGUGAUGACCUUCAUUACUCUAUGACAUGUGGAAAGACACAUUAAACUUAAUCUUCUCUCUUU
Eptesicus fuscus (big brown bat) is the source of this 1041-nucleotide messenger RNA. Its product is annotated as transmembrane 4 L6 family member 4-like. Bases 380 to 973 code for a protein of 197 amino acids. Lineage: Eukaryota; Metazoa; Chordata; Mammalia; Chiroptera; Vespertilionidae. The transcript is spliced from 5 exons. The record is from RefSeq and is a predicted model, not a curated record. Gene Ontology annotation, cellular component: membrane.